Molecule: messenger RNA, 2292 nt
Organism: Neltuma alba
Lineage: Eukaryota; Viridiplantae; Streptophyta; Magnoliopsida; Fabales; Fabaceae
Product: pentatricopeptide repeat-containing protein ELI1, chloroplastic-like
Exons: 2
Coding region: 241-2187 (648 amino acids)
Biological process (GO): RNA modification
Molecular function (GO): zinc ion binding; RNA binding; protein binding
Source: RefSeq, a predicted model, not a curated record
UGUUGAUAUCUUUGAAUAUCCAUCUAGGAACGCUCAUGAAUUUGAGGGAGAUUUCUCUAUGCCGGGUUAAAUUGAACCAGCCGAAGGUUAGGGUGAUUCACGACCUGUCGUUUCAACCAGGACAUACAACCUCAAAGUUUUAUCGGCAAAUAUUGUAACUGUUGCUGUGACUCCGAGACAGUUAUGGUUAUGGCUUGAUUUCCAUAGUCAUAAACUUGAAAAGCCGUUAGACUAACAACUAUGCCCGCAACCACUCUCUGCGCCACCCCAUCAUCACCGGCGGCAAAGAAAAACUGGUCAUCUCAGUCAUUACAACGUACUCCUCCUUCAUCCUCUGUUACCCAUUGUUCUGCUGCCGCGUCGUCGUCUUCCGGCAGUCAUUUUCUGCAAGUAGACAGGGUUGCCUUCCUAAUCGACAAGUGCAAAUCUAUUAAUCAGCUUCUUCAAAUUCACGCCGCUCUUCUUCGUCAUGGUCUGAACCCCCAUCCUAUAUUGAAUUUCAAGCUCCAACGCUCUUACUCCUCCUUUGGCCGCCUUGACUACGCUGUUUCUCUCUUCGAUCGAACUGAUAACCCGAAUGUGUUCUUAUGGACUGCCAUUAUACACGCCCACACCCAAUGUGGUCUUUCGGAGCAAGCCUUGGUCUAUUACGCACAAAUGCUGAGCCAAUCUAUCCAACCCAAUGCCUUCACUUUCUCCUCUGUACUGAGAGGAUGUUCGUUGGAAUCUUGUAGAGCUCUCCACUCGCAAGUAAUCAAAUUCCGUUUUGAUUCUGAUUUGUAUGUCACCACAGGGUUGCUUGAUGCUUAUGCCCGAGGGGGCGAUGUUAUGUCUGCAAAACAACUGUUCGAUGCAAUGCCUGAGAAGAGUUUGGUUUCUUUGACGGCCAUGCUCACUUGUUAUGCGAAGCAUGGUCAGAUUGAGGAGGCUCGCUUGUUGUUCGAAGAAAUGGAAGAGAAGGAUGUGGUUUGUUGGAACGUGAUGAUUGAUGGGUACGCCCAGCAUGGGUACCCCAGAGAAUCGUUAUUGCUUUUUAGGCAAAUGUUAGGGGCAAAAGUUAAGCCUAAUGAAAUCACUGUGUUGUCCAUUCUCUCUUCUUGUGGGCAGCUUGGAAGUUUGGAGCCUGGUAGGUGGCUCCAUUCAUACAUUGAGAACGAUAUUCAGAUCAACGUCCGCGUGGGUACGGCUCUGAUUGACAUGUACUGCAAAUGUGGUAGUUUGGACGAUGCACGCAAGGUUUUCGAUGAAAUGCGUGACAAGGAUGUCGUAGCUUGGAAUUCAAUGAUCAUGGGAUACGCCAUUCAUGGAUUUAGCGAAGAAGCUUUUCGAAUGUUUGACACGAUGUGUAGCAUAGGACUCUUACCCACCGACAUCACCUUCAUUGCCAUUUUGACUGCUUGUGGACAUUCUGGUUUAGUCAGCAAAGGGUGGAGUAUUUUCAGUUCUAUGAAGAAUGAAUAUGAGAUUGAACCGAAAAUUGAACAUUUUGGAUGCAUGGUAAAUAUUCUCGGCCGAGCUGGACGACUUCAAAAAGCUUACGACCUUGUCAGGAACAUGAAGAUUGAUCCAGACCCUGUCCUAUGGGGAACUUUGCUUUGGGCUUGUAGGCUCCAUAACGAAGUAUCUCUGGGUGAGGAAAUUGCGGAGUUUCUCAUGAGCCAUGAUCUAGCAAGUUCGGGGACAUAUGUAAUUCUUUCUAAUAUAUAUGCUGCUGCUGGCAACUGGGAUGGUGUGGCAAAAGUUAGAUCACUGAUGAAAGAAAGCGGAGUUGAGAAAGAGCCUGGUUGUAGCGUAAUUGAAGUGGACAACAAGGUGCAUGAAUUUCUUGCUGGGGAUUUAAGACACCCAAAGAGCAAGGAAAUAUAUUUGAUGUUGGAAGAGAUGAACAGAUGGCUGGAGAUGAACGGUUAUACGCCACAGACGGACGUCGUUUUACAUGAUUUAGGGGAGCAACAAAAACAGCUUUCCCUGGGAGUUCACAGUGAGAAGCUUGCCAUGGCUUUUGGGCUUAUCAGUACCCGAGGCGGGACCACAAUCAAGAUCGUCAAGAAUCUCCGGGUUUGUUUGGAUUGUCAUGCGGUGAUGAAGUUGAUGUCAAAGAUCACCAAACGUAAAAUUAUAAUGAGGGACCGAAACAGAUUCCAUCACUUUGAGAACGGAUCAUGUUCGUGUGGGGAUUUCUGGUGAACCAAUUUAGUCCUGCAUGAGCGCCAUUUGAGAAGUACAUCGCGGUGCUGACCUAUUUGAUCAGUUAGCCCUGGGGUUUGAACUUUGAACUUCGAACUUCAAACG